Stereum hirsutum FP-91666 SS1 is the source of this 255-nucleotide messenger RNA. RefSeq names its product barwin-like endoglucanase. The transcript has 3 exons. Lineage: Eukaryota; Fungi; Basidiomycota; Agaricomycetes; Russulales; Stereaceae. The record is from RefSeq and is a predicted model, not a curated record. The annotation marks the transcript as partial.
GGUCUGGGCGCGUGUGGAACUACCAACACCGAUAGCGACUAUAUCGUUGCUCUUUCCCAGGCCGAUUACGGUAACGGCGAGCACUGUGGAGAGACUCUCAAGAUCACCGCCAAUGGCGAGACUCACACCGCCACCGUCGAGGACAAGUGCAUGGGCUGCUCUUCCGGCGACCUUGACAUGUCGCCCACCCUCUUCCAGACCUUCGCCGACGAGUCCGUCGGUGUCGUCGAGGUCUCCUGGUACUACACCUCCUAA